AUGCAUCGGUUCGCUGCUCGAAGAAGUAUUCAUACGGUUCCUAAGCUACCAAAGCUCAAUCAACUAUCUCUAUAUGGUAUUCCUAACGUCUGGAGCGCGGCGGGGUUUCAAAUCGCCUGGACUCAGCAACAGAAACUACUAUGUGACAAACUGACACUAGCCACAGCAGGAUCCUCUCAGGAGUCUUAUUUGCCAUUUCAUUUGAUAUUAAAUACAGCAAAGAAACCUUUUCAGGCUAAGAUUUUUAAUUUGGCUUCUGCGGUUCACAACAAUCAUUUAUUCGUGCAGAACAUAUUACCUACUGAAGCGCAGACGGCUCCUUCCAGGCUUUUACAAUCGCGUAUUCAGGAACAAUACGGCUGCACAUGGGAUGAAUUUAAAGAAGAAAUGGUGCGCCGUGCUGAAGCUGACGUACUUGGCCAAGGAUGGUUGUUUUUAGUCGAGAAUAGUGAGAAGCAGCUACACAUUUUGACAACACAGAGCAAUGGCACGCCCUACUACUUUCCACGUAACCAAUCGUUCGAUCUCAAUUCGGCGCUUUCUUUGGAGGAAUUCGCACAAUACGAUGCCAUUCAGAAAAUAGUCAAGAAGGGAGAAAAAAUACAGGAUUGGACCAUGCCACUGAUCGCAGUAAGUCUAUGGGAUCACGCCUAUUUGCACGAUUAUGGUGUGAAAAACAGAUCACAGUAUGUUAGAAAUGUUUUGGACAAUCUCAAUUGGACAGUAGUAAAUGGAAGAUUGUACACAGGAAAGGUGUAA
This is a messenger RNA of Lachancea fermentati, 759 nucleotides long. The record is from the annotation of a GenBank genome assembly. Lineage: Eukaryota; Fungi; Ascomycota; Saccharomycetes; Saccharomycetales; Saccharomycetaceae.